Varanus komodoensis (Komodo dragon) is the source of this 9922-nucleotide messenger RNA. RefSeq names its product BTB domain containing 7 (gene BTBD7). Gene Ontology annotation, molecular function: protein binding. The transcript has 11 exons. NCBI's taxonomy places the organism in Eukaryota, Metazoa, Chordata, Lepidosauria, Squamata, Varanidae. The record is from RefSeq and is a predicted model, not a curated record. The coding region runs from base 2072 to 5440 and encodes 1122 amino acids. Gene Ontology annotation, biological process: morphogenesis of a branching epithelium.
AGUUGGCUCCAUGGCCAACUAGAACUUGGAUUACCUGAGUCCCAGUAACCGUUACACCACACUGGCUCGCUGAUUGAACAGUGUCAGUGUCAUGAGAGUUUAUGUUCCUCUUCAGAAAGCCAGAGGAGGAUAAAUUUCAAAUACUUGAACAAUGGUGCUGUUGGGCACGUGUAUUCAAUGGCAACAACAGUGCUUUUACAUAGGACUAAAUGAAUAGUCUAAAUUCCUUGUUGCUAUAAGUGAACAGGCACAUUUACAUUUGCAAUACUGAUGUGUGACAAUAACUACUCCCCAAAACUAUAUCUGUCUCGAAGCUACCUUCAGAUCGAGAACCACAAUUCCUCUUUCAGGGUUAUCUGUACGGAUCUGAGUGUCAAAAGUUGGGUUACACAAAUUUGAGUAACCAAUCCAAAAUUUCUGGUUGCUAGACACUAUCAGUGCAACAUGGUGUUUACCCUCAACAUGGUGUUUACCAACAUAGUUCAUACUGUAUUCAGUUGUGUUUUCUCCUAGAAUAGUAUGUAGUAUGUUAUGGUCAGUCCCCAGAUUGGAAAAGAAACUUGUGCUAGUACUGAUCCAGUCAGAAAAAGGGAGGUUGGGACUUGCUUGGACAGUGGGUGUUGGUCCACAGCUACAAUAGCCAGUCAGGCCUAGCUUGAAGCUGGCACGGGUGUGGAAAUCUGUAUUGUUGCACUGAGCCCUCUAAACUUCGUUGGAACUAUCUAGAAAAUCUUUGCUUGCUCUUGGACUGUAUGUGAAACAGGAAGGCCUUGCCCUGGUAAGAAUGAUGGGGUGGCCUAUACCCCUGAUCAGCAAUUCCAUUUUCUCUUGAAUUGCUCACUUCAUAUUAAUAAAUGACUCUGGCUGGCUCUUCAUAUUAAUAAAUGGCUCUGUGUUUGGCCAUUUAAGCAUUAGCACUACACAUACAUUUAAGCAGUUAGCACCACUUUAUUAACAGUCUCUAGCUGCUGAACUUGAUGGACCUUCCUCCUACCCAGUCAAGCAGUCACUUGUAUCACAUACCAAUGUAUCACUAUUGCUAUGCCUGUACAAGAACAGAACAACUUAUCUAUCAUGCCUGAGUAAUUUUUGUAAAAUGAAUGUUGAGUCAAGCAGUUCUUCAUCUUUGCUCAUGCUUACAGUGUUUUGAUCCUAGUGGUGAUAGUACUAAUUGAAUAUGUUUACUACCUCCUGAGAAUGAACAUUAGCUUAAGAAUCUAAACAUUUUUAACUUGAGGUAGUCUGAGAACUCCCUUUCUUUAUUUAAUCAAGCCCCUCUCUCACACAUACAAAUCUUUUAAAGAUGGCAGAAGGAAUUUUCAGAAUGACAGCCUUUGAUUGCACAUCAGGGCAGCAAUUCCUCAGUUGUUUUAACCCAGGAAUUACAUGGAUGAGUGGAGUGCAUGAGCUGGACACUUACACUUGACACUUCUGCUUUAAUUAACAACUCAGGAAUGCCCAUUUCUGGUUUGUUUUGUGAUGUGCAGACCUGGAAACUGUGGUAUGUUGUUGGGUUACUUCUGAGUUAUUUAACUUACAAACAGCAGAAUUUCCAGGUUUGCACAUGAAAAACUGACAAGACAUUCCUGGGUUAUCAGUUGAAAGCCAAAAAGAAAAUGGGGGUGGGGGCAAGAAGCAAUGCAUCUGUCAGUUUUCUCAACUCUGGCAGUUGCUAGGAAUUAUAUUAUGACAUGAGCUAUGUAUCAGGUAAGGUACCUUCUGUGUCAGAUUGAAAAAAAUACAUUAGUUUCAGGUGGUACUUAAAAUAACUUGAUGCUAGAGUGCAUAUUUAUAGAGUGCAUGUAUAAAAUUUCCUGGGUUUAAUCACUGACAUUUAUGCUUAAGGGGAUCAGGUAGUAAGCAAUGGACAUGAUCCUCUUCUAUCUGAGACCUUGUGGAGCUGCUACCAGUCAGAAUAGAGAAUACUGCACUGAUGGAUGGACAAAUCAUCUGACCUGAUAUCAGAAAUGGAGGCGAAGAAACUGCUUGAACUCUGUCUUAACUUUUAUCAUGGAUUAUGGGACUGUGCACUGAUAAGCCAACAAGAGGAAUGCCUAAGUAACUAAAGAAGAUGGGUGCUAAUGCUUCAAACUACCCUCAUUCGUGUUCCCCAAGGGUAGGGGGAAAUUCUCAGGCACAACAGACAUUCAUAGGAACUUCAUCUUAUUCGCAUCAAGGCUAUGGCUGUGAAUCUAAACUGUAUAGCCUUGACCAUGGCCACGAGAAACCUCAAGACAAGAAAAAGAAAAGUUCUGGGCUUGCCACCCUCAAAAAGAAGUUUAUAAAGCGCCGCAAGUCUAGCCGAUCUGCUGAUCAUGCCAAGCAGAUGCGUGAGCUCCUCUCAGGCUGGGAUGUUAGAGAUGUCAAUGCAUUAGUGGAAGAGUAUGAAGGAACUUCAUCCUUAAAAGAGCUUUCUCUGCAAGCUAAUUUAGCAAGACCAGAAGCUAGAACACUCCAGAAAGAUAUGGCUGACCUGUAUGAGUUUAAAUACUGUACAGAUGUGGAUCUGAUAUUUCAAGAGACUUGUUUCCCUGUGCAUCGUGCAAUUUUGGCUGCACGGUGUCCAUUUUUUAAGACCUUGAUUUCUUCUUCACCAGAAUAUGGUGCAGAGAUUAUAAUGGAUAUCAACACAGCUGGCAUAGACCUGCCCAUGUUUUCUGCUUUGUUACACUACCUGUACACAGGAGAAUUUGGAAUGGAAGACUCAAGAUUUCAGAAUGUUGACAUCCUCAUGCAGCUUAGUGAGGAAUUUGGAACUCCAAAUUCCUUAGAUGUUGAUAUGCGAGGGCUGUUGGACUACAUGUGUUACUGUGAUGUAGUUCUCAGCUUUUCGUCUGACUCUGAACUAGUUGAAGCUUAUGGUGGAAGUCAGAGUUGCAUGGAUGAAGAGCUAAGAGCACACAAAGCUAUAAUUUCAUCGCGGUCACCAUUUUUUCGGCACCUACUGCAGCGGAGAAUAAGGACUGGUGAAGAAAUCACUGAUAGAACAUUAAGGACUCCAACAAGAAUUAUACUGGAUGAAUCUAUCAUACCAAAAAAAUACGUGAGAGUAAUUUUAAACUGCAUGUACACAGAUUUGGUGGACCUCUCUAUUUUGCACAGUAGUCCCUCAGUGGGGAGUCUAAGUGAAGUUCAGGCUCUUGUAGCAGGAAAGCCAAACAUGACAAGAGCUGAAGAAGCAAUGGAACUUUAUCAUAUAGCACUCUUCUUGGAGUUCAGUAUGCUUGCACAAGGCUGUGAGGACAUUAUUGCUGAAAGCAUCUCACUAGACACCUUAAUUGCCAUUCUCAAGUGGAGUUCUCAGCCGUACGGCUCCAAGUGGGUACACCGCCAAGCACUGCAUUUCCUCUGUGAGGAGUUUACCCAGGUCAUGGCUUCAGAUGUCUUUUAUGAACUCAGCAAAGAACACCUACAGAUAGCUAUCCAGUCCGACUUCUUACAGGCAAGUGAGCAAGAUGUCCUGAAGUACCUUGUUAAAUGGGGCGAACAUCAGUUGAUGAAAAGAAUAGCAGACCGGGAGCCUAACUUGCUGAGUGGCACAGCUCACAGUGUGAACAAACGAGGUGUGAAGAGGCGUGAUCUUGACAUUGAGGAACUAAAAGAGAUCCUUUCUCCUCUGCUACCGUUUGUCCGUAUUGAGCAUAUUUUGCCUAUGAACAGUGAAGUGCUGACUGAUUCUAUGAAGAGGGGUCUCAUAAGUACUCCUCCUUCAGACAUGUUGCCAACAGCUGAGGGUGGCAAGUCAAAUGCGUGGCUCCGACAAAAAAAUUCAGGAAUUUAUGUGAGACCAAGGUUGUUUUCACCUUAUGUGGAAGAGGCUAAGUCAGUUCUGGAUGAGAUGAUGGUGGAACAGACAGACCUAGUUCGUUUACGGAUGGUUAGAAUGUCCAAUGUACCAGAUACUCUCUACAUGGUAAACAAUGCAGUUCCACAGUGCUGUCAUAUGAUAAAUCACCAGCAAAUAAACAGUAAUCAGUCCAAUCCUCCUUCAGUUGUAGCCAAUGAAAUUCCAGUUCCUCACCUGUCUGUUGUUAAAGAGAUGAUCAGACGUCUGCAAGAGCUCCGCCACACUGAGCAGGUGCAAAGGGCUUAUGCUCUUAACUGUGGAGAAGGGGCCACUGUCAGUUAUGAGAUUCAGAUCCGAGUAUUGAGGGAAUUUGGGCUUUCUGAUUCUGCUGCUGAGCUCUUGCAGAAUCCUCACAAGUUCUUUCCUGACGAGCACUUUGGGGAUGAGAGUCCGCAUUUGACACUGAGGCAGUCAGGACGGUGCCGUGUGAACAGCACGCCCACUGCAGAAACCAUGUUUACAGAACUCGACUCUUUUGUGGCCUUCCAUCCACCACUUCCCCCUCCUCCGCCUCCCUACCAUCCACCUGCUACUCCAAUUCACAAUCAGUUCAAAGUCGGGUGGAAGCAAAGGGCCCAGAUCCAACAUCCCUCACGCUCUUUUUCUUACCCCUGUAACCAUUCCCUGUUUCAUGCAAGAGCAGCACCUAAAGGAGCUCCACCCAUCUAUUUAUCUGGUGUCAAAGCUACCCCUCCCGAUUGCACUAACACAACAGGACUGGGAAGGCAGACUGUUGCCGCAGCAGCAGCUGUGGUAGCGGCUGAAAAGCAAGUGAGUACUCAACCUGUGCUCAAUGAACUGAUGCCAGAUAUUGCUAUGGGUGUGUCAACAAUGUCUCUCAAGGACAGGAGACUGCCAGAGCUGACUGUCGACACAGAACUGAGCCAGCCUGUUUUGGAGGUAGGGCCAGGACCACCUCAACACCUUUCAUGCAUUCAGACCAGGCACAUACACAGUUCCCGGAAAAAACAUUCAGUUGAACAAAAAGUGGAUACUAGAGAGAAUCAGCAGGAAUAUCCUGAUUUAUAUGACUUCUCUAGUGCUGCAUGCAGGCCUUCAACUCCUGCUCCUGGCAGGCACACUCCUUCACCUUCUCAAGGCAUCUAUUUUGGCCCAGAUUUGUACAGCCACAAUAAAACAUCACCCAGUGGCUUAAAGACCACUCACUUAACUAAUCACAUCUCUCCUAAAAAGCUAGAAGAUUCUCGGAGAGAGUAUGCACUUUCUCAAGAAGGGCAUCCACACAGACAAAAGAAUGAACCUCUACACCUCGAUGUCUUAGAACAACCUCCCCAGCGGUUGGACUUGGCAUUGGCUGCCCAAGAACACAUGGGGAAUGUCCCAGUUCAUGCAAGAGGACGAACAAAAAUAGAAACUGACUUAACCUAUGGGCUCACCUCUAGCCGACCUUCUCUGCCACCUGCAUAUAGCUCAGAGAUCCACGAAGAGCAAUCCAGCCGGAGAUUGGCAGACAGCGAUCCCCUGGAUCAUGAAGCACAGAGAAACACAGAUCUUGAAAGGGAAGAGGCCGUAAGCAGAGGAAGGAGGUCUCCAAGCAAACCAGACUUCCUAUACAAAAAGUCUGCUCUCUGAAAAUCACCUCCACUUCUUCUCUGUGCCUAAGAGUAGUGAAAUAUCCAGUCUUUGCCAUCUUUUCUGCCUGACAUUUUUUGGGCAAGUUCAUUUAAAUGCCAGCCACUGCAUCAUUUUUUAAAAAUUGUAUAUACAUGGCUUCAUUAGAGAUGGCAUGCUACCAGUUUAUUUGGAAUGCUGCUUCAGGGUUUGUGAUCUGAACAGAUUUUGUUAAUCCUCUUUUUUAAAAAGUAUAUUUUAGUUGGCACCUUGAAAAAAGGUAGCCUUUUGCACCUGUACAUUAAUUUUAUUCGUUUUUGUAUUAGUAUGUUAAACUUUUACUGUCAUAUUUUAAAGGACUGUAUGUUCAUACUCUUCUGGGUGGCUUUUUUUAAUGAAAUCUUUCACCUCCUGGUUUCUUUUGUGCAUUGGGAUGCACACUUGAGAUGUAUUUUCUUAUAAGAUGGUGACAAUGUCUGUCUUUAUUUUUGAAUGACUAUAGGAAUUCCAAAGAACAGCACAUUUAAGUAACUGCUCUGGUUAGGUCUGAAGCCUUCCUGGUCUACCACUAGUGCAAGAAUCCAGCUGAAAUUGCAUGCUCUGUUUACUAAGACCAUGGCAGCUGGCCUUCACACUGUUGUAGCAAGUGCUAAUUGUUUGUGGCUAGGACUUUCUGUGGAAGUGAGGAGUACAACUCCUUUAGGGUUCCUUGGGAUCUUCCUUAUCCUUUUUCAGAACAUGGGACCUCCAAGAAGCACUUACUUAGCCCCUUUGGUUUAUAAUACAUAUAAGUACUGCAAAUUGUGACUAUUGUAUACACUUCCAUCAAGUUUAUAAAUGUAUGCAGAGAUGAGGAAGUUUCAUGAUAAGUCCAAGAGGGUGGGAAGAUGCUACUUAGUACUGAUAUCGGUAUUAAUGCUCCAUUUUGCUAGAGGAAGCUGCCUUUCCAGUAAGAGGUACAAAGAAUUACUGGCCUUUGUACUGCCAGUAAUUAAGAAAACAAGGGCUUUGGUCAUUGAGUGCUCCUUGACACUACAAAUCACUCACUUUAUGGAUACAAAUCACAUACUGAAGAAUAGCAGCUAUAGCUUAAUUAGCUGUAAGAAAUUUAGCACUUAAUUUCUUAAUUCCAAUCUCUUGAAUGUGUUUUUUCUGUUUUUGUUUCUAAAGAUGGUUAGGACUCUGUGGUUUUAUGAAUAUGAAGUAGAGACACAGGGUUGGUAGUCUAGAAAUGUCUGUUGCCACUAACAAUGGCCAUUUCAACAGUUAGCAGUUGCAAGUACUGGAAAACUUCCAAUACCACUGUGUGGUAGUUUAUAAUGAAGGCCUGACUUGAUAUAGUGAUCAUCUUCAAAAUUCAGCUCUUCCAUCACCUGAACACCUCAGUCAGAAAAUUAACCUUAAAUCUGACUCUGUUUUAGAUACUUGACUCUGUUGAAAUGCAAACUUGGUUUCAUUGUUUAAUCACAUUUUUGUUCUCAACUCUUUUUUUAACAAAGAGCAUCACAGCCUAGUGUUUUGUCCUUGUCUAUCUCCUUGAGCAGAAAAACACUGUUAAAGAAAGCAUAUAUUCCAGAUCAGAGAGAGAUGUGUGAGAGUGUGAGUGUGUUAGGGAGGGAAUGAGAAUAUGUUAUCCAGAACCUGUACAUUAAUUUCAAGCAUGGUAUUACAUCUUUACAAAAUGAAAGGCCUUUCAUCCUAUGCCUUUGACAAUAUGUUUUGUGUGUAUAGUCAAAUUAAUGGAAUGAUUGCUGUGACAGUAGUUUAAAGACCAUGCACCAUCAAAAUAAAUUCAACAUUAUUUGAAUUGUCUUCCCUUUAAAACCAACUUAAUCACAAGUGAAUAUGGGAAGCUACUGGGUCAAUUUGUCCAAUGCUUUAGCUGAGUGUGAUCUGCCAGAUGGUUUGGAUUGCAGUUCGUUGACCAUUGACCAUGCUGCUUGGGGUGGAUGGCUGCUGCAAUCCAAAACAUCUGGAGACCACAUUGGUAGAGGGGAAGUUGGUAUGAUUCUUUGAUGUUAGCUUUGCUGUGAAGAAAACUUAAAGGGUAGAAUAGUUCCUGCAUAUGAAUACACUCAUUUUAAACCAGCUCUCCUAAACAAUUCCCACCAUCACCCAAAGCCCAUGUCAAUAUUCUGCAUUUAAAACAUUCUAUUUCAGGUAGCUCGUUUUGUCCACCUGUCAACAGCCAAUUUACUUGACAAGUUGAUAGGGAAAUAGGCUCUGUGCGUAAGAAGUGAAUGGUAAAUUUGCAAUCCCAAUAGUGGCUAUAGGGGUGGCUGAGGUAAUUCAUUUGAGGUUUAGUUUACAUAUGGUUUUCACUGUGGAAUAGCUUUUAAAUGCAUAUUGGCUCCUAGCUUUUGAAGUCAGGUAAGUUGCCAUUUCACAGCAUAGGACAGUGUUGUAGAUGGAAGUCAGUCCUGGUAAGGGACAGAAUUUUGUAGAAGGCCUAAAGACAGGCGGGCUAGCUAGACAAUCUUAAGACUAAAAUUGUAUUAAGUCAGAAAGGGGAUACAGAAAUGCCUAGAGAGAAAGAGCUGAGGCAGCAAGUUUCUGGCUUCUGGAUUGUUACUUCUAGGACUAAGUAUUGUGCUAUUUACACAUUAAAAGAAAAUACAUAACUGCUACUAAGAUUAUUUAACAUACAAUCUUAUGCAUAAUUAGAUGUCAGGUCUAAAACUCAAAGCAUGGCUGGGGCUUGCUGGAAGUGGUAGGCCUUUUUUAUGUCUAAACAUGCAUAGGAUUUUACCUUGGCUUUCAAACUUGAUCCUCUUCUGUAACAUCUCUUUAUGGAGUUUGAUCAGAUCAGUGCCACCUUGGCAGGACCACUAGGUGGCUAAGUACCUAAACCCACAUACAGGAUGUAAUCCUAUUCUCUUCCUGUGCUUCCAUAAGAAAAUGCAUCUCUUUUGUCCUGGAUUGAUUAUCUGUGUUUGUAAACACUGUAUGAGUUAGAGGCUAAUUACAGACUAGUUUAUGUGUCCAUGGCCCAGUAGCAUCAGAGAAAUGCAGCUAUUUUGUCAAGGGGCUAAUCUGUUAUAAGAUUGAUCAAACAUGACUUGUGCCAUAAUGAAAUUAUAUGUACAUCCUGCCGGACAGAUGAUUACUCAGAACUGCAAUGACUCAGUCUUCUUGUCCUCCCCAAAGCAGGAUCUGUGAAGCAACAAGCAAGUUCCAACUGUUCAAUAUUGUCAUAAUCAACAGCAAUGCUGUUUGAUUUUUCAAGGCACACUACAGUUUUAGAAGCUUAAAGAAAUAAUCCUUCGUUUGCAUGAAGCACUUUUGAAUAAGAUGUUGGAAAUUCCAAGUAUUCAGAAACCAUACAGCUGUGGCUUUGAAAGAGAAAUAAUUGCUAUGGAACAAUUGGUAUACGAUGAAAGAUACUGCAGUAUGGAAACUCAAAACUAUAAUCUUGGCUGAUUUUGCUGCAGCAGUAGAGAAUCUGAUCCAAAAAUGGUUUAGUGUGCAUUCUAGUAGGGAAGAAAAUCUCUCUGUUCCAACCUGUGGCUGGAAGCCAGAGUGAUGUGCGCGCCUGCCAUGUUUCUAUGCAUACACAGUACAUGUGUCUGAUUUGUUACUUCCAGAGUUGCAAAAGACUUGCUUCUCCUUGACUGGUGAGGAUGACUUUCAAUAUUUUGGGGGCAGGGGAGCAUGCUUUCAGGAGAGAGAAUCCAAAAAGCUUCCAUGUAGGCACAGUACCUUGGCUCCUGGUCAAUGUGUUUACAAAUAAGUCUUCUAAAAAUACUAUUAGAGCUGCAUCAUAAUCCUGUCCUGUGUGGUUACAAUAACUGUCUUGACAACUAUGUAGUGUACCAUUUCAUGUUUUAAUUUGUCUUUGAUCUUUUUUCUGCCUUUAAUAAGAGAUAAAGUGAACAGACUGGCCCUUUCCUGUUUUAUAAUUUUGUUUUAGGUGUGGAAUAUUAAAAAAAAACAUUUUUCAUCUCUUAUGUAACUUAUUUUGAAAUGGGCUGCAGAUGGCACUAUUAUUCCAGCUACUCCCAAAGUCUGUGUUUAUAUGGUGGAGGGUUUUGUGUGGAAUGUUGGGGGAAGCUGGACAAGAAAAAAAAUUGGUAUCUAUACUCAUAACGUACUUCUGGAAGGUGUUAAUUGUCCAUGAUGUUUGCGUUGUUCUUGUGCUGUUACUGGUAUAAAGUCAAGUGCCUUCAAUGCUAAAGGCUCAGAAAUUUUCUUAAACCAACUUCAUGUUCUAUGCAAGUGUUUUUUCUACAACCUGCAUAACCAGUACUUUGUAUACUUGUUUACGCUUCAAUUGUACAUAUUGGUUUUUAAAGAAAAUAUAGUAUUUUUAUUUAGGUACCUCUAGAAUUGAAUUCUAGUCUUGUGUGAUGCAUUGUAAAACAAUACAUUUCUCUUUUGAGUACCAUUACAGUUGUAAAAAGGUUUUCACUGGUUCUAUUUUUCUACUGUUGCUGAGAAGCAUGUUAACACUGACUUUAUCCUACAUAUAGUUGGUAUUUCAAAUAAAUGGCUUGUCUAGAAAAA